Molecule: messenger RNA, 2612 nt
Organism: Stomoxys calcitrans (stable fly)
Lineage: Eukaryota; Metazoa; Arthropoda; Insecta; Diptera; Muscidae
Exons: 6
Coding region: 23-2122 (699 amino acids)
Source: RefSeq, a predicted model, not a curated record
AUUAUAAGAAAUCAGCAAAUUAAUGCAAAAUCCGGUUUUCGAGAGCGAAAAAACGAAGGAAUUAGCCAAUUUUUAUGGAAAACAAUCUCAUAGUCCUUGGUUGAAGGGCCAGACGGUGACUCCUGGACGAGACUUCCUAAUGAAAAUGAAUAAUCUGGACCACGUUAAAAACUUCUAUCCGGAUAACUAUAAAUUGGAUUUAUCGGAAACUAUGAAAGCUGCUCUGUCCAAGGGUGUCGUUCCGGGCUCGGGUACGGGAGGUGGGGGUAUGCCUGCUCCUAGUGGUCACAGUGGUUCCGAUCAUGGUUCUGGAAAUCCUAGUAUUUCUGGCUCGGGCUAUGUAACGGAAAAGUUAUAUAUGCUGCUCCAAUUGUACUUGCAGAACAAAGGAUGGAAUCCCAGUGCAGAACUUUUGCAAUGUUUCUCUGACCUCAAGGACAAUGCCUUGCUACCUAGUGCAGGAUAUUUGCAGGUAUUAGCCAAUCGCAUGACACUUGAUUCCCAGGGCCGUUUGGUGCUGAGGGAAAAUGGCAAGAUAAUCCUGCCCUUUGAGCACUUUGCAAAUGCUGUUAUGUUGAAGCAUAUGUCUGGACCACAUGGUCUACACUUGAGUGUGGAUGCAACUGUGCGAGCUGUCUUGGAGUCCUACACUAUAGGCCGCGAAAACUUUGGCAUGGAAAAAGAAUUUAUUAUUGAAGUGGUUCAAUCAUGUCCCAGUCCGGCUUGUCGUUACUACAAAAACCAUGUAGGCAUUUCACCGCUACCCUUUAUGGAACAACAAUUUCCGGGAAUUAGUCCUGAAUUUUUACACCAUUUACCACCGCCACCACCACCACAUGGCCAUGUGCCUGGAGCUGGUGGUGGAGGAGGCACAGUAAGCGGUCCAAGUUCAGCGGGCAGUAACAGUUCUGCCACAAGUAGUUCUGCCGGUGGAGGAGGUGGGGGUGAAGUUGAUUUAUCAUCAAAAUCUUCACAUUCUGCACAUUCAAAGGUGCCACCGCAAUUACAAUUGACCAAGCAGCAACAAUCACAAUUGUCCCAGAUUAGUGCCGCUGCCGUUGCAGCUGCAGCAGCAAAACAGCAACAACAUCAGGCCAUUCUGCAGCAGCAACAACAACAGCAACAAUUAACAGCUGCUCUCUUACAACAACAACAAAAUCGUGCAUUGGCCCAGCAAAGUUUUGAAAAGUUUAAUAAUCUAUCCGCCCUAGAAAAGCAACGUGUUCUAUCGCAACUUGACCCUAAACAUUUCGAUCCCACCACAAUGGCAGCUGUUGCUGCAAAUUUGCAAAUGCAGGGUCUGAUGCAAUCACAAGCAGCAGCCGCUGCAGCUGGCCAACAGCAGCAUGUAACACAAACAUCCCAAUCAUCGUCUUCUGGAGCAAAUGCCAUGGGCAAUCCAAAUCAAGGAGUUCCUAUAUCAAGUCACCACAGCGUUCAUCAUCAAUUACCACCGCCACCGCAAUCUCCUACAAUGUUACAUAGCAGCCGUCAUGAUAUGCCAACGGCAUCCUCAGCCACAUCGUCCACAUCAUCUGUUGCAACAUCCUCAUCUUCAACAGCUCAUAUGGUUGAAACCAUGGUGCAGAAAAGUGUGGAAACUUUACGCUCAAAUCUAGAAACUUUGGAAUCAAACAAGGAUCUACUUGCCUUGCAUAAUGGUGCAUGGUCCUCCAGCAAUCAGGAACUAAGUAUGCGGGAUAAUUUGCCAGUGGGACAAGAUAAAAUAGUGCGUGUCUUUGCCGAGUUAAUGCGUAACAUGGCACGAAUGAAGACCUAUAUAAGACCAUCCAUGUGUAAGCCAUAUGGCAAACAAAGUGAAUCAUUGCAAAAAACUCUUAUGGAUACCAUACAAAUUGUGCAAACAUUGCGUAAUUAUUUACCACCACCUCAUAUACAGGUUUCAUCUUGGAAAAGUGAAAGUGAGGGCACAUCAAAUUUAACUGGUGUGGGAGUUGUUGGCGGUCCCGGGGGUAUGGUUGGUGUUGGAAAUCCAACAGGUGCUAAUACCAUGUCAGGAGUAAAUGUUGGCAUGGGCGUAGGUGUUGGUGUCGGUGGUAAUGGUGCAUCAUCCCUAAUGGGUAGCUUAUCCACAAAUCGUAUCGAAAAUUUAAGCAAUUAAUUUGAUUCGCGGCAAUACUUUCAAACACAUACACAAAAACACACGAAAUAACACGCCAGGUAAGUUUUAUAUUAUAUUUAAUUUAAAAAAAAAAUCGGAAAGCAACGAUGUCAUGGAAAUGGUGCAAGAAAAAUCUGAAAGUACAUUCCCUUAAAAAUACUUGAGGAUAUGGGAUACUGAUAGAGUGGCAAGUAGUAAAAAAUACUUUUUUUUAUUUUUAAUCCACAUACAAGUACUAUAUCUUAAUAAUCAUGAAAAAAUUUCAAUAUGAGUAGAUCAUAUUAUUUUAUGCCAAUAAUAAAUAAAUGCAUACAUAUAUCUUGAAAGUCACAUCAAAACUUCGAAUGUAGGUUUUUAAAACCAUUAAAAACUAAAUAAUUGUGCAAUUUUAUAUACAUACAUACAUGCAUAUAUAAUUUUUCUUGGUCUUAAGUAAACAAAAAAAAACAAAUAUCGAAAAAAUUAGAUUUUUAAGAAACGACUAAGAGAA